This is a messenger RNA of Echinococcus granulosus, 2697 nucleotides long. Its product is annotated as Atrial natriuretic peptide receptor. The transcript is spliced from 22 exons. NCBI's taxonomy places the organism in Eukaryota, Metazoa, Platyhelminthes, Cestoda, Cyclophyllidea, Taeniidae. Gene Ontology annotation, biological process: receptor guanylyl cyclase signaling pathway; protein phosphorylation; cGMP biosynthetic process. The coding region runs from base 1 to 2697 and encodes 898 amino acids. Gene Ontology annotation, molecular function: guanylate cyclase activity; ATP binding; protein kinase activity. The record is from RefSeq and is a predicted model, not a curated record.
AUGGAAUGGCGAAUCUCGAUGCUGUGCAUUCUAAGGCCCACAAUCAAGUUUUCACUCAAGUUGAGCUCUAUGAUUUUGGCCUUGGUAACAGUGAUAUUAAUACUUUUGGCUCCGGUUGAACUACAACAACAAGAUGUGCAUCAUUGCUGGAAAGUCGAAGCAGAUUCACUUACAAACUCGGAGUUGGAAUGUCCAGGUGUCACUGCUAGAUUGCUAAAGCUGCCAGAUAAUGCCACUUUUGCCGACAUUCCCAUCGAAAUAACCGCUGCAUUUAAUCUCACCAUGGAAUUCUACACUUGGGCAAUCGAAAAGAAAUACUUUCCCAACCGAAUACAGACGGCGGAGGCAGCUCGAAGAUUCUGCGAAAAUGGACCAUGUUCAGAGGCUCCUGCUCCGGAAACUUGUUGCAUCUGGCGUUUCACAGUCAACACCUGUCCGGUUUCCAAGAACUUCACAAAUAGAACAUUCUGUGGGCCCUGGCUUCCAACUGACGGCGUUAUUGUCGGCCACAAUAGGCCGCAAUUUGGACUGGCAUCUCGAUCUCUGUGGAAUGCUACCAUACCAGAAUUAAUUUUGCCUGGGAAUACAGUAAUUUUGGUGACAUUCUUCAUUGGACUGCUGAAGAUAUCUACCAAUACAACAUUAUUUUCCGUUUUACGGGCAGUUUGUGGUGAUGGAGCAUGCGAUCCAAGUCAGAACGAGACGUGUGUUACCUGCCCGAAAGACUGUGGCGCCUGCAGUCUUGAAGCCCGAGUCGGUGGUGCAAUCAUUGCAGUGGUCUUUCUAAUCAUCAUGGGCACUGGAGCUAUUGUUGAAAACAACAACCAGAAGACCUCCCAUGCAAUUCUUGAAGAAAGUGGAGAUAAUUCCGACGAGGAAGAAGAGGGAAAACCUUUUAUCUAUGGCAAAAUUGGGGAUACGCUUGUCUCCGUAAAAUACGUUGAGCGUGAACAAUUUCUUCUGACAAAGAACAUUAGAAAGGAGAUCAAGGCAAUGCGGCAACUGAGUCAUAGGAAUUUGUGUCAACUAGUUGGAAUUUGUCUGGAACCUCCUGAACUUGCAAUCUACAUGGAAUAUUGCCCAAAACGAAGUCUUCGGGAUGUGUGUCACAACGAGGUGAUGCCUUCCAGUUGGGCCUUCAAACUCUCUUUGAUUCAAGAUAUCAUCUGCGGCGUUGAAUUUCUUCAUGCUCAUGGCUUCAUUCAUGGACGUCUGAAUUCACAAAACUGCGUUGUCGAUGACCGUUUGACUUGCAAGAUCACUGAUUUUGGGCUGGAAUCCAUCCGCUAUAACAAACCGGAGGAAAAGCUGGAAACCUUUCUAGAGGAUCCCAGAAAUUGGGCAUUUAUUGCACCGGAGUAUCGGGGUAAUGCACCUGCUCCGCCGAAUAUUCACAUGGACUCGUUCAGCUAUGGAACGAUUAUGUGUGAGGUAGCCCAGUCCCGUGAAGACCCAGAAGAUUUCAACGCGCCUGACCUGACAGAAGGCGAAAGACAGGAACUGAUGGUCCAAUGGUGGGACUACCCUCUACCAAAUGUGGAUGCAUUUGAAGGUUGCGCUGAUGACAGCACCCCAAAUAUGACUGAAUACAUUAACCUUAUCAGAUUGUGCUGGAGUCCAGUUGAUGUUAGACCCGCUUUUGACGUCAUCAGAGCAAAGAUGGACCUUAUCAACCCAAGAAGGAAAAACCCAAUUGACAUUAUUCUCAGUCUUAUGGAAAAAUAUUCGGCACAUCUUGAAAGCAUUGUCAGUGAAAGGACACAAGACCUCAUCGCAGAGAAACAACGCACAGACGAAUUGCUGCACAGUAUGCUUCCAAAGACAAUCGCAAAUCAACUGCGCAGUGGGCAGGCGGUUCCAGCCGAGGCCUACUCCUCCUGUACCAUAUACUUUAGCGACAUUGUUGGCUUUACCAACAUCUCCUCGGAUUCAACGCCCUUUCAGGUUGUUGCACUGCUUAACAAACUCUACAGCGAGUUUGACCAAAUCAUUGACCGAUAUGACGUCUACAAAGUGGAGACCAUCGGAGACGCUUACAUGGUAGCCUCCGGAGUUCCGAGAAGGAAUGGUCAACGGCAUGCAGUGUCUAUAACGGAUAUGGCACUGGAUUUGGUCGAGGUCUCGCACUCCUUUAUCAUCCCCCAUAUGCCAAAUGAACCACUUAAAAUUCGAGUCGGCUUACAUUCAGGACCUGUUUGUGCGGGUGUUGUUGGCUUGAAAAUGCCGCGGUACUGCUUGUUUGGGGACACUGUCAACACAGCAAGUCGGAUGGAGAGCAACGGAGAGGCGUACAAAAUUCAUUGCAGUGAUGCCACACAUGACAUACUAAGUACACUUGGUGGCUUUCACUUCGAGGAAAGGGGAACAAUUGAGGUCAAGGGUAAGGGAACAAUGCGCACAUGGUGGGUGACAGGUCGAACUCGGCCACCGAUACCGCCCGACUGCUGUCCGAUACCCAUCCGACGUACAAAAAAAACGAAAGUUCCAACACCCAGACGACCCUCUCGCACACCGCCCAAAGCCUGCACUUCAGCCGUGCAGUCCCCCACUAAGGGCAAUCCAGCGAUUGAAAUAAUUGAGUCGGAGUUGAUGGUGGACCAGAAGAUUAGGAGUACAAAACCGGGAGCACCACUGAUAGACAGUCUUGACAAGAAGGUGAAAGCUUCCCUGGCGCCUCCUCCAGUCCCCCACCUGUGA